AUGACUAAAAGUUCAACACCAAAUGAUUACCCACGCAUCUAUCUGUUCGGAGACUCGCUGACUGAGCGGGCCUGCUAUGAGUCGAAUAAUGGGUUUGCGUGGAAGUUGGAGGAAUAUUAUCAUGGGAGGGUUGAGAUUGUAAAUGAAGGAUAUUCUGGUCAAACCACAAAAACCCUCCGUCGCAUAUUUGAAAGGGAGAUUAUCAAUGUUAUAACAGACCGUGGAGCCCCCGCCCCCUUAUUCAUUACCAUUUUCCUAGGCGCCAACGAUGCCUGUCUCUUAUCCUCAGGUCCUUACGUGCCCCUCCUAGAAUUCGAAGAACACAUCCGACAUUAUGUGAAUAGUAUCCUGGACCACCCCAGUGCACAGAGCACCAAAGUCAUACUGAUCACUCCUCCACCCGUUGACGUACCAUCUCCCGGAAUGGAGCCUGCUGAUGACCUUCCUGAAGUCGCCGAAGUCAUGCAGUCCAUAGCAAAGUUAGGCAGGGGAUACAAGACGUGGGCUUCAAAGCGCCUUUUUGCGGAAAAGAUUGUGGAGAUAGGAAAGGAGUUUGAAGGGAAAACGGAUCGUGUGGCGGUACUGGAUUUUUGGACCGCUGUUACGAAGGCCAAGUGCAAGGAGCAAGGAGUUAUGGAGGAGGGAUUCCACGAGUUGGACAUUCAGGAGAAGCUUCCGGGUUCUGGAUUGCCUGGUGCGACGGAGUUUGGGAAAGAGUUCUUUGUCGAUGGGUUGCAUUUUGGGAGUAAGGGAUAUGAAAUUCUGACUCGCGAAUUGUUUGAAUUAUUCCUGGCUAAGUGGCCAGAAUUGGAAAGGCAAAAGUUUCCCUUGCGUGAGUAA
Messenger RNA from Blastomyces dermatitidis ER-3, 840 nucleotides. RefSeq lists its product as uncharacterized. NCBI's taxonomy places the organism in Eukaryota, Fungi, Ascomycota, Eurotiomycetes, Onygenales, Ajellomycetaceae. The transcript has 5 exons. The record is from RefSeq and is a predicted model, not a curated record. The coding region runs from base 1 to 840 and encodes 279 amino acids. Gene Ontology annotation, molecular function: hydrolase activity, acting on ester bonds.